Molecule: messenger RNA, 1973 nt
Organism: Hyposmocoma kahamanoa
Lineage: Eukaryota; Metazoa; Arthropoda; Insecta; Lepidoptera; Cosmopterigidae
Product: tektin-B1-like
Exons: 7
Coding region: 91-1539 (482 amino acids)
Biological process (GO): cilium movement involved in cell motility; cilium assembly
Cellular component (GO): nucleus; microtubule cytoskeleton
Source: RefSeq, a predicted model, not a curated record
GGAAAUGUUAUAAAAGACCUCGUUCUUGGCUAGCCAUGUGUAAGUGUUCUGUAUCUAACUAUCCAUAAUCGUGACAGAACUUUUAUCAGCAUGAGUUUUGAGGAUAAUUAUUUGGGGUGCCCAUGCGGGGUAUCAGAGUUGAGAGCAUUGAGUGACAAGCUAAGCGCAAAAGUACUGGAGAAAGUGAACAAUACUCAGGAGCUGGUGAUGAUUAACGAUUUCGCAAAAGAUGCCAACGAGUACUUGUUCAGAAAAUGCUUACAGGACAGAAUUUCAGACAUUUAUUCCUGGCGUUGGGUUCUUGAAGAUUUGUCAAAACGCUUAGACGAUGCUAUAUGUUCGCUCAACUACGAGCUCAAGGCGUUGAAGGUUGUGGGCCAGAGAGUGCAAAAGGAAAUUGAUGAUCAUUGCAUGGGACGGACAAAGCCUGCUGCUUUGUGUCCUUUGAGUGAUACUGUUGAAGAGGCUAUUGUUCAGGAGUAUGAAUUUCUCAAGCAGCAGAAGAAAAACUUCCAAGACUUGGUUAUAACAUUAGAAAAACAAAUAGAAAUUCUUACCAAAACGAAGACGAGGAUCUCAAAGGACAUUCUCAUUAAGUCUCAAACCAUUGCGAUAGAAGAAUCUUGCGCCAACAGAAACAUGGCAAACGUGGACAUUAAAGUUGAAUGUAACAUCAACACGAAAAGGAACAAAGGGUCGCCACCAAAGUGUUGGGAAAAUCGAUGUUCGGCACUAAAAAGAGAUGGCCUUCGAGCUCUUUGCCGUGCUGUUGUUGCGAGACAGCAGGUUAGAGGUGCAAGAAUAAAAUUGUCCAUAACGUCUGAAGCGUUCAUGGCCAAAGUGGAUGCUGCAUUGAAGAGACGUAUACAUGCAAAUAAAUCAAAAUACGCUGAACUGGAAUGGCAAAAAGAAGAGGCGGAAAACGAUUUAAGAGUUUUAGAAGUAGAAAUGUUGAAUACUGAGCAAAGCCUAAUUCAGAAUAUGGAACAAGAACGAGUGGUCAGGGCUAGACUCGCAGAUAGAACCACCAGACCACCUGGUGAACUGCUUAAAGAUGAAAUUAAUAUAAAUUUGAAAAACGAACUCAUUAGAAUCAAGCAGUUCGUCAGAGAUCUUAGGAAAAACAUCGAAAGCAUUAGUACUCUACAGGACAAACUAAAAAAUUCUAUAGUCCAAAUCGAAUGCGCACAAAGAGACUUGGUUCAAAUAAUUAUUCUGGAUGAAGAUAGACAAGCAGCGCGGCAGGGACACGACAUCAAAAAUACUGUAGUUGAUAAUUCUAAUCUUGUCGUAUCUGGCACACCAAACACGUUCAUUCCUGAUUUUCCAACAACUGGCAUGGAACCUGUUUGCACCGCAGCUGAUUUACCCCCAGAAGUACGAUGUAAUGUACUUCUACCUAUCACAGAAGAAGACGAGGAAGAAAAUGAUAAUGAAGAUCAAAAUUGUGGAAGUUACUGCCUGACUAAUAAUGUUCCUGGCUAUGAUUAUGAUGAUGUUGAUGACGAGGGCCUGGAUGAUUAUCCAUUUGACUACUAAUUUGACAAUGCUAAAAACAGUUGCUAAAUAAAUAAUUUCUGAUUAUUUUAUGAAUAUUCAAACAUAGAAAAUUCAUAUAGAGCAAACUCAGUUUCUUACGCGCUCUUUUUGGCGAAAUACGCCUUAUGAAUAAGUAGUAGAGUUCAAACAACUCAUGUCAAGGUAAUUUGCAUAGAGAUAUUUUUGAUUUGUGAAAGUUUUGUCUGGUUUUCGAUUACAGCUUUUAGUUCUAGAUGCAUGAUUUUUAUUGUUAUUAUAGUCAUUUAAAAAAAUGCUACAUUAAUAAUAGUAGUUAGUAUAGAAAUAAUAAAAUAAAAUGUAUUUUGAAAUUUAUUUAGGUAACAACUAAAAUCUGUUUUAACAUUAUUACGAAAAAAAGACAAGAUUAUGUGAACUGAAAAAAAUAUGAACAGAUUUUUUUUUAAUUUCCGAGU